Molecule: messenger RNA, 381 nt
Organism: Penicillium oxalicum
Lineage: Eukaryota; Fungi; Ascomycota; Eurotiomycetes; Eurotiales; Aspergillaceae
Exons: 1
Coding region: 1-381 (126 amino acids)
Source: RefSeq, a predicted model, not a curated record
AUGACAUUAUCUCUUGAUCAAAGGAAAUUCCAAGAUGAGGUACUCUCUCGAUGGAAAUCAGAGGUAGGAAUUCCAAAAUCGGAUUCCGUAAAUCUCGCUCAGCUCCAGCUCUACCAAGCGACACAACUUGGCCUAGGCCAGAUCCGCACGCGCAAUGACAUCGGCAAUGCAAAGCGAGGAGAUGUCAUUGGCGACUCCAUCACGCAAUUGGCAUGUGGGGGUGAAUCGCAACCUGGGGGACCAUUCGACGUUCCCAGUGAUCAGGUACUGACAUUCCUCGAAUCUCAGAAACGUGGUUACCUCGGAGAUGGGACAUCAGUUGCCGUUCAAGACGAACUAGAUGUGGAAACAGAUGAUCUCGAUUCCCAAGCCAGAAGGUGA